AUAGGCAAUAGGCAAUACCUAAUCGCAAUUCCAAUGUAAAGUCACUGGAGACCGUUGUCGGUUGUAUUUGUAUUGCUGUAUUGCAUCACAUUUUCAUUAAAUUUGUGAUUACGAGCAUCAGUGAAUAAUUACACUUACCAAUUAUCUACUUCCUACGUGUCAAUUGACGUUGAACUUGGUUCAACUAGCGAGCAGACCAAAUUGAUUCAACCAUGACGUUUCAUCCUUAAUUUCUUGCGUUUAUCCAUAGCGAGUUAAGCAUAACUAAAGCUCAGAACAUUGUCAGAAAAGAAGAGAAAAAUUACGGGAAGAGGAAAAGAAAAUUUAUAUACGGUAAAUUUACAUAAAAACAAACAAUGCCUGAGAAGGAAACAUUUGACUUGUCGCCAGGUGCCAUUUAUACUUCUCAGAAGAAUGGAAAUGACGAACUUGGCGACGGUUCAGAAUCUAAUCCUUUCAAGACAAUUUUAAAAGCGAUGCGCUAUGCCGGAAAAGAACCGUUUCCACCAAUUUAUCAAGAUUCUCAAGAAGAUGGUAAAAAGUAUGAAAUAGCGUCUAAAUCUCAAUUAAAAAAGGUGCAAAAAAUUUGGGUCAGAGAACAAUAUAAGAAUGAGAACAAAGAAAAGAAGUUGUUGGAGGAUGAAGAAAAACGGUUGAAGAACUUAGAAGGGGCCAAAACAAUUGUAAUUAAAGAAGACGAGAGUUUGUCGUCUGCUACGCUUAUAAAGAUCAAAGAGAGCGUCGAUUAUCGAGGUCGGCGCGUAGAACUCUACGGAUGGGUACACAGACUUAGACGUCAAGGGAAAUCGCUAAUGUUUGUUACAUUGAGAGAUGGAACUGGUUUCUUGCAGUGCGUACUUAGCGAUCUUUUAUGUCAAACGUACGAUGCAUUGACGUUAUCCACGGAAGCUUCCAUCCAAGUGUUUGGUACUCUGAAAACUGUACCUGAAGGAAAAAAUGCUCCGAAUGGACAUGAAUUGCACGUCGAUUAUUGGAAAUUAAUAGGGGCAUCUCCUCCGGGUGGUGCAGAUUCUAUUUUGAACGAAGAGGCUCUUCCCGAUGUGCAGCUAGAUAACAGACACAUGAUGAUUCGUGGCGAAAAUACGUCCCGCGUAUUGAUGAUGAGGCACGUAUUGAUGCAGGCAUUUAGGGAUCAUUAUAAAGACAGAGGUUACUGCGAAGUAACACCACCAACUUUGGUUCAAACGCAGGUAGAAGGUGGAUCGACCUUGUUUAAGCUGGAUUACUUUGGGGAAGAGGCGUUCUUAACUCAAAGUUCGCAACUUUAUCUCGAAACUUGUCUUCCAGCAAUGGGCGAUGUGUAUUGUAUCACGCAAUCUUACAGAGCAGAACAAUCUAGGACUCGGAGACAUCUCGCAGAAUAUAUGCAUGUGGAAGCAGAGUUCGCAUUCAUUACAUUCGAUCAACUACUCGAUCGUUUGGAAGAUUUAAUAUGCGAUGUUGUCGAUCGUGUCUUAAAUUCUUCUCUCGGUCAUCUCGUGAAGGAACUGAAUCCUGAUUUUGUAAUACCAAAAAGACCAUUCAAGAGAAUGAAUUACAGUGACGCGAUCGAGUAUCUCCGAGUUAACGGUAUAACUAAGGAAGACGGAACAUUUUAUGAAUUUGGAGAGGACAUUCCAGAGAUGCCAGAGAGAAAAAUGACCGACAUGAUAAAUGAGCCGAUAAUGCUCUGUAGAUUUCCUGUGGAGAUUAAGUCGUUUUACAUGCAACGUUGUGCCGAGGAUAAACGGCUCACGGAAUCCGUGGAUGUGCUUUUGCCGAACGUCGGUGAGAUAGUUGGGGGUUCGAUGCGUAUUUAUAAGUACGAUGAAUUGUUGGAGGGUUAUGCUCGCGAGAACAUCGACCCGAAACCGUAUUAUUGGUACACGGAUCAGCGAAAAUAUGGAACCUGCCCUCACGGUGGAUACGGAUUGGGCCUCGAACGGUUUCUGUGUUGGCUUCUAAACAGGUAUCAUAUACGCGAAGUAUGUCUUUACCCGCGAUUUUUGGAACGUUGUCGUCCUUAGGUCGUAAAUCAAUUUACACAAUUAUCGAUACUUUCGAGCAUUUAACCUUUAGCGAAACUAUUGGCAAAAUUACAAUUGAUCGUGAAAUAUAUUGAGAUUAAAAUGAUAA
Molecule: messenger RNA, 2136 nt
Organism: Hylaeus volcanicus
Lineage: Eukaryota; Metazoa; Arthropoda; Insecta; Hymenoptera; Colletidae
Gene: AsnRS
Product: asparagine--tRNA ligase, cytoplasmic
Exons: 10
Coding region: 357-2027 (556 amino acids)
Biological process (GO): asparaginyl-tRNA aminoacylation
Cellular component (GO): cytoplasm
Molecular function (GO): nucleic acid binding; ATP binding; asparagine-tRNA ligase activity
Source: RefSeq, a predicted model, not a curated record